GGGGCUGGGCGGGCUCGCGAGGGGCCGGGUGGUCCGCCGGGGGCGAGGGAGAGUUUCAGGGCUCCGGGCCGCGUUCUGGGCAGAGUUCCCCCAGGGCGGGCGUGCCCGCCCCGCUCGUCCCAGCUCCCAGCACCCGCUGCCUUGGCUGGGGCGGCCGGGUUCAUUCAUUCCCGGCCUGGGGACUCCUAGCUCAGCCCCCGCGGAGCCACGGCCCCGAUUCCAGCCCGAGGCCCGGCACGCUCGAGCGCUCACGACCCAGACCUUCUCCCCUCCAUUAUACAGACCGGGAAAACUGAGGAGGCGACAGCUGAUCGAGGUCUCCCCGCCGGUCCGAGGCGAGACAGGUCUCACCUGCCUUCUUGCCUCCCAGGGCCUCUCCGCGACCACUUCCCGGGGGUCCGCACUGUGCGAUGGCAGAGAAGGUGCUGGUAACAGGCGGGGCGGGCUACAUCGGCAGCCACACAGUGCUGGAGCUGCUGGAGGCGGGCUAUUUGCCUGUGGUCAUCGACAACUUCUGUAAUGCCAUCCGUGGAGAGGGCUCCAUGCCUGAGAGCCUGCGGCGGGUGCAGGAGCUGACAGGCCGCUCUGUGGAGUUUGAGGAGAUGGACAUCUUGGACCAGGCAGCCCUACAGCGUCUCUUCAAGAAGCACAGCUUUAUGGCAGUCAUCCACUUUGCGGGGCUCAAAGCUGUGGGCGAGUCAGUGCAGAAGCCUCUGGAUUAUUACAGAGUUAACCUGACAGGAACCAUCCAGCUUUUAGAGACCAUGAGGGCCCACGGGGUGAAGAACCUGGUGUUCAGCAGCUCAGCCACCGUGUACGGGAACCCUCAGUACCUGCCCCUGGACGAGGCCCACCCCACGGGUGGCUGUACCAACCCCUAUGGCAAGUCCAAGUUCUUCAUUGAGGAAAUGAUCCGGGACCUGUGCCAGGCAGACAAGGCCUGGAAUGCAGUGCUGCUGCGCUAUUUCAACCCCAUAGGCGCCCACGCCUCCGGCUGCAUCGGUGAAGAUCCCCAGGGCAUCCCCAACAACCUCAUGCCCUAUGUCUCGCAGGUGGCGAUAGGGCGACGGGAGGCACUGAAUGUCUUUGGCAACGACUAUGACACAGAGGAUGGCACAGGUGUCCGGGAUUAUAUCCACGUCGUGGAUCUGGCCAAGGGCCACAUCGCGGCCUUGAGGAAGCUGAAGGAGCAGUGUGGCUGCCGGAUCUACAACCUGGGCACCGGCACGGGCUAUUCAGUGCUGCAGAUGGUCCAGGCCAUGGAGAAGGCUUCUGGGAAGAAGAUCCCGUACAAGGUGGUGGCACGGCGGGAAGGUGAUGUGGCUGCCUGUUAUGCCAACCCCAGCCUGGCCCUCAAGGAGCUGGGCUGGACAGCAGCCUUAGGGCUGGACAGGAUGUGUGAAGAUCUCUGGCGCUGGCAGAAGCAGAACCCUUCAGGCUUUGGCGCGCAGGCCUGAGACCUUCCCCUGCCGUGGUCCAGGAAAGGAAAAGAGAAACAACUGCCUGCUCUCCAGCCUCGGGCAGGAACCCAGGGGUCUCAGAGGCUCUGCUACCUCAAACCCCAGCUGGGCCCGCUCAGCCCACCAGGCAUGAGGCCAAGGGCCCCAGUGACCUGGAGUCGGGGGUCUCUAACUCUUCUCUUUCAGAGUCUGGGAACCCAUCAGGAUCUCCAAGAACAAGAUGGGGAGGCAGGGCCUUGAAACAAAACACCCUCCUCCCAGGCGCUAAUUUAUACUGCUAUGAAGAAGUUUUCCAAAGUAUUUAAAAUAAAAAGUUUUCUUACACUGGGA
Molecule: messenger RNA, 1790 nt
Organism: Equus caballus (horse)
Lineage: Eukaryota; Metazoa; Chordata; Mammalia; Perissodactyla; Equidae
Source: RefSeq, a predicted model, not a curated record